AUGGCGGCCGCCGCUGCUCAAGCUAGGCCCUUCUUGCUUGUCGUGCUCGUCGCCACGGCGUCGCUAUUGCCGUGGCUCGCCGGGACAUCCACAGAAGCAGCAGCUGCCGACCGUGGUGUUACGCUACGCGUCGACCCGCGCCAGGUGGUCGUGGACAAUGGCGCGGUGCAGGUGGCGCUGUCGGCGCCGGAGGGCCGGAUCACCGGCGUCAGCUACAGCGGCGAGCCCAACCUGCUGGAGUACGACGCCGGCGACGGAGACUACGGAGGGUACUGGGAUUCAGUGUGGAACUAUCCCGGCUCUGGUCUCCCAGGACUGUACAACACGUUGGAUAGUACAGAGUUCAACGUAGUAUCCUCAAGUGAAGAUCAAGUGGAGCUUUCUUUCAGGAGUACAUAUAACCCAUCACAUCAAAAUAGCAUUCGGCUAAACAUCGACAAGAGGCUUGUGAUGCUCAGAGGUAGCUCUGGGUUCUACUGCUAUGCCAUCUUUGAGCAUGACAGGGCCUACCCUGCUCUCAACAUCACCGAGGCUCGGCUCGUCUUCAAGCUUAACACGGCAAAGUUCAAUUACAUGGCUAUUACAGACGACAUACAGAGGUACAUGCCCAGUGCGGUGGACAGAGAAGAACCUCGUGCUGUCCCGCUGGCUUACAAGGAGGCUGUUCUGCUGGUUGACCCCAAGGAACCCCAGUUCCGAGGAGAGGUGGAUGACAAGUACCAGUACUCGCUGGAUAACGAGGACAACGUUGUUCAUGGAUGGAUUAGCGACAGCGAUCCGAACCCCAUGGGUUUCUGGGUCAUCACUCCCAGCAACGAGUUCAAGAGCGGCGGCCCUCUCAAGCGGGAGCUCACCUCCCACGUCGGCCCAACAUCCCUCACCAUGUUUAUGGGGACGCAUUAUGUCGGGAAGUACAUGUUGGCCAACAUCGACGACGGCGAGGAGUGGAAGAAGGUCCUCGGCCCGGUGUGCGUCUACCUCAACUCAGGUCCCAGCAGAGGCGACCUCUGGGAGGACGCCAAGGCGCAGGCGGAGGCCGAGGCGAGGAACUGGCCCUACAGCUUCCUGGCGUCACCGGACUUCCCCAAGUCAGCCGAGAGAGGGUCCGUUGCAGGGAGGCUGUUGGUCAGGGACAGGCACCUGAACAAGAAGCACGACAUGCCUGCGGGGACGGCGGCCUACGUCGGCCUGGCCUCGCCCGGCCAGCCGGGCUCCUGGGCGACGGAGAGCAAGGACUACCAGUUCUGGACGAGGGCCGCGUCCGACGGCACGUUCACCAUCGCCAACGUCAGGGAAGGAGUGUACCAUCUGUACGCGUUCGUUCCGGGGGUUCUUGGAGACUACGGCCGCUACGGAUCGCCGCUGACCAUAGCGCCUGGUCGUGCCGUCGCCGUCGGUGACCUUGUGUUCGAGCCCCCGAGGUCCGGCCCGAUGGUUUGGGAGAUUGGCGUCCCCGACCGGACGGCGGCCGAGUUCUACGUCCCGGACCCGGACCCCAUGUACGUCAACAGGCUGUUUGUGGACAGAGACAGGUACCGGCAGUACGGUCUGUGGGAGAGGUACGCCAACUUGUACCCGGACAAGGAUCUCGUCUUCACGGUCGGUGAAAGCAACGAGUCCAAGGACUGGUUCUUUGCUCACCUCACAAGAAAGGUUGGCCAGGAAGCCGUGCCAACAACAUGGCAGAUACGGUUCAGUCUGGACAGCGUCGUGGCAGACGGCGACUACACGCUGCGGAUCGCCAUUGCAGCUUCUGAAAUGUGCAGAUUGCAGGUGCAAGUGAACGGGGAUGCGAGGAGAGGCGGGGUGUUUACGACGCCCGACAUGGGGGACGACAACGCGAUCACGCGCCGCGGGAUACACGGCAUGCAGCGGAGCCUCGAGUUCGCGGUCGGUGGCCACCUGCUGCGCCAAGGCGACAACACCAUUGGCCUAAAACUCAUGCCACAGCAAGGACCGGAAGGUCCGGCCAUGGUGGCCGGGGUCAUGUAUGACUACAUCCGCCUAGAAGGGCCGCCGUCCAGCGGCGCUGCCUCACGCGGCGUUCCAACGGCGUUCCUUGACGGAUUUUGGCCGUUGUUUCUCGGUUGUUAUCUAAUAUUUUACAUUUGA
This is a messenger RNA of Miscanthus lutarioriparius, 2112 nucleotides long. NCBI's taxonomy places the organism in Eukaryota, Viridiplantae, Streptophyta, Magnoliopsida, Poales, Poaceae. The record is from the annotation of a GenBank genome assembly.